This is a messenger RNA of Acanthopagrus latus (yellowfin seabream), 2533 nucleotides long. It is a transcript of the gene acbd4, whose product is annotated as acyl-CoA binding domain containing 4. The transcript is spliced from 11 exons. Lineage: Eukaryota; Metazoa; Chordata; Actinopteri; Spariformes; Sparidae. The coding region runs from base 287 to 1588 and encodes 433 amino acids. Gene Ontology annotation, biological process: fatty acid metabolic process; autophagy of peroxisome. Gene Ontology annotation, molecular function: fatty-acyl-CoA binding. The record is from RefSeq and is a predicted model, not a curated record.
UCACAGACGGGUCAUGUGACCUGACACGGAAGUCCUCUGUGCAGCAGCCCAGGUUCGUCCAUGGGCAGUUUCACCGUCAAAGUGCUAUAAACCUAUAAAUAGCCGACACCACAGUUCUCAGUCGGCCCAGUGAGCGUUUCCAUAUUGUUGUGGUCUCUCUGACAACGACCAAACGUCCUGUUUACUUCUUGCUGGCCAUGGCGCACGUCCAGUGAGCUGUGUUUGUGUGCCCUCGCAGCUCCGACUGCACUCGUCCCUCCAGCUAGCUGAAACAAGUCACAGUGUCAUGCCGGUCCCAGCCAUGGCAGAGCCCACGGUCGAUCACCAGAGACGGUUUCAGGCUGCUGUGGAUGUCAUCCAUAACCUCCCUAAAAACGGCUCCUACCGGCCAUCAUACGAGAUGAUGCUGCGCUUCUACAGUCUGUACAAGCAGGCCGUAUGUGGACCCUGUGUAGUGUCUCGACCUGGCUUCUGGGACCCAAUUGGUCGCUACAAAUGGGAUGCCUGGAGCCAGCUCGGAGACAUGAGCAGUGAGAGAGCCAUGGCAGCGUAUGUGGACGAGAUGAAGAAAGUAGCACAGGAGGUCAUCGACACCAUGCCCAUGAAUGAGAAGACGGCCACGCUCUUCCACCACUUUGAGCCCCUCUACCUGGUGAUUGAUGACAUGCCGCGGCCUCCAGAGUCCCUGCUCACAAUCAGAGAAGGUCUGAAAGGCAGCGAGCACGCUGACAGGCCAGCAGAGAUGAAGGAUGACGAUGGGGAGGAGCAGCGCGGCCCUGAAGGAGACUCUUUUCUUCCAGAGAGGGCCGAGGCAGAUCAGGAUCAGUUCAGCCUGUCUGAGGUCAUUGACCUCUCUGCCAAUAUCAUCCAUAAUGACUCUGGUGUGUCUGAGGGUUUGGUGCUGACCAGCGACUCGGAGAGCGAGAUCUUCUGUGACUCUGUGGACUCCAUGGAGCAACUCGGCAACGUCAAGAAUCCAGUUGUCAAAUCCAACGGUUUUCACAACGGCAACGAGUCGUCGGAGUCGUCUCCGGUUCAGAGCCAGCAGCUGGAAGGCCGUCUGGAGGUCAGACAGGUCGGAGCAGGUCAGGGCGGAGAAGGGGCCGAGGAUGGAAAGGGUCAGGGCCCCAACAGAAGGAGUCGAGACACCGGGAGGGAAGCGCCCUACCAUAACUGGAGAGAACGUGGUAUUCCUCAGGGCAGUCCAAGGCGGGGCGCCCAAGGAGGUGGCGGUGGUGGUGGUGCAGGACGAGGAGGAGGGGACGGCUCGGAGGGAGGGGUGGAGAGGCUGCAUGAUGCUCAGCUGCAGCAGCAGAUCAUCCUGGCCCUGCGGAGGCUCAGAGAGGACAUGAGGAGCGUGAUGGACAGGUUGGAGGUGGUGGAGAGACUGGCUGCUACACAUACCCAGGGUUCAGAGUGGAGACCAUGCCUGCAGUGUGCAGCCACAGCCUCACAACAACAGGAGGAGAGGUGGUGGCCAUUCGAUGUGUCGGGUCAGACCAUCCUCUUCCUGCUGUGGCCGUUUGUUGCUCAGGGUCUGGUCUACCUGCUGAGGAAGGCCCAGAAAAGGAGUCGCAUAUCUUCAUGAAGGGAGUGGAUCAAGACAUUCAACCAUUCACUACAGUGAACCACCGGUGCAAGAAGUUUAAUUUCUAGAGCAGAAAGGAUUGAAUCAGAGUUGAAUUCAUUGGACUUGGCAUCGUCCUCCCUCAUUGUGUGCACUGAGAGGGGGGAGAGAAGUUUGUUGCUUCCUGCUUGGAGAGAAGUGUAGCUGGCUGCUCGUUCACAUCAGGAUCCAGACAUCCUGUCACUCACUACGGCAAAUUUAAAUUAUUCAAGAGGAUUAAUCAGCUGGCUUCUGAUUGGCAGCAGGGAGCAGAUAUGGAUCAUAAUGACCUGGAUAAGUGCUAACACUGAUCAUGACGAGCCUGAAUGAAAAAUCUUGGAUUAUAGUAUUACGUUAUCCAAGUUAGUGAGACAUAAUGGCAAUUCACCAUAUUCCAUUUAGUUUGGGUUAUGCUCAACUGUCUUUUCUAAUAUACAGAAUAUAUCAGUAUCACAAACAGCACGGUGCAGCCAAAGUGUCUGCUGUUCAAUCAAACUGUCUGCAGUCAUGUAGUACCAAUAAUGUCCCCUUGUCUUUGCUGCAGCUGUAUAUUGAUAAAUGUCUCUAUGGCUACACUUGUCAUUUCAUUGUGAUUUGUAAGAUCUGAUUGUUGGCAGUCUUACAAUCAAACAGUUGCAGCACAAGAGUAUUGACAAACUGUACAUUAUGAGAUCAAGAAUACAACUUUGGAACAGAGUGACAGCAAUUCUGUGUAUUAUUUUGUGGGUCCAAUAUCAAAGUUAACAUGCCCACAUUGUUUUGUUUGAAGUCCUUUGCGACUCCGUGUGUAAUCCGAUGAUUAAUUACACUGAAAUGACAAGUGUAAUUGAGACUCAUGUCACUAAACAUUACAAGAACUGUUUUCACAACUGCCCUGUAGUGAACAGUCAUGUAAAAUACUAAUUAAAAAGUCUAUAUUGAAUAGAA